AGGCGCCGCCGCGCACCUCAGCGCGGGCAGCGAGGCUCCGCCGCGCCUCAGCCCUGAGCGGGCCGCGCCCGGGGCCGGCGGGAUCCUUCUCCCUCUGACACCUCCGGGCGUUGGCAACCGCCACGCCCGGCAACCGUGCGGCCGCGGCAUGAAGCAGGUAGAGGAGCGGGCGGGCAGCGCGGGGCGGCGGGCCGCGGCGGCGGCGCGGCCUCCCCGCCCCUCGGCGCUGACGGGAGCGCUGUGGGGGUCCCCGCCACAGGCGCUGGUGGACGACACCGAGGAUGUGUCUCUGGAUUUCGGCAGCGAGGAGGAGCUGGCGCUGCGGAAAGCCAAAAUCAGGCACCCACUGGCCACCUUUUUCCACCUGUUUUUCCGAGUGAGUGCUAUUAUUACCUACUUGUUCUGUGACUGGUUCAGCAACAGCUUUGUUGCCUGUUUUGUCACUAUUCUCCUUCUUCUAUCCUUUGACUUUUGGUCAGUUAAGAAUGUGACAGGAAGACUCUUGGUUGGUUUACGUUGGUGGAACCAGAUUGAUGAAGAUGGAAAAAGUCACUGGGUAUUUGAAGCAAAAAGGGUGCCUACAAUGGCUGCCUCCACUGAAGCUGAAGCUCGAAUCUUUUGGCUCGGUCUCAUUAUCUGCCCUGUCAUUUGGACAGUGUUUUUUUUCAGCACUUUGUUUUCCCUGAAGCUGAAAUGGCUGGCUCUUGUCAUAGCUGGUAUCUCCCUUCAGACUGCUAAUUUAUAUGGAUACAUCUACUGCAAAUUAGGGGGACAAAAAAGCAUCAGCAAAAUAACUUCAAGGUUUUUUGUCACAGCAGAUGUUGCCAAGAGACAGAGCAGGGGGAUUUCAGAAGACCACACUGAAAAACAUGGGAAGACGUGGACCAGAUAAUCAUUUAAGGAAAAGGAUGAGCAGUAGGAAUACUCAUUUAUUAAAGCUGUCUUUCAUAUGAAAUUGAAGUAAAGCUCUUCUAGAAUUGACUGCAUAAAAUAAUGAUUUUCUAUCGUUUGUGUUUAAAAGUCUCCUAAACCUCUCAACCUACUUCAAAACAGCACUUUCCCCAAAAGGCAGUUUGCCUCUGGUAAUGCAGAACUUCAGAAAGCAGACACUAUCUUGAAAAAAACCUGUAAACUAACCUGAAAGCCCUGCAUUGUCCUGAGCAGGAGGAUGCAGCCAGAAGAUGAUCAUUUGUUUUAUUUUGAAACUAAAAUUAAUAAAGUGAAAGUACCUUUUCCUCCUGUACACAA
Molecule: messenger RNA, 1248 nt
Organism: Gallus gallus (chicken)
Lineage: Eukaryota; Metazoa; Chordata; Aves; Galliformes; Phasianidae
Gene: TVP23A
Product: trans-golgi network vesicle protein 23 homolog A
Exons: 6
Coding region: 149-892 (247 amino acids)
Biological process (GO): vesicle-mediated transport; protein secretion
Cellular component (GO): Golgi membrane
Source: RefSeq, a predicted model, not a curated record